AAAACUGAUUGGGAAGUAGCCAUAAAGAGCAUUAACAAAAAGAACUUGUCAAAGUCACAAAUCCUACUUGGAAAAGAAAUAAAAAUCUUAAAGGAACUUCAACAUGAGAACAUUGUAGCUCUCUAUGAUGUCCAGGAAAUGCCCAAUUCUGUCUUUUUAGUGAUGGAGUACUGCAAUGGUGGAGACUUGGCAGAUUACUUACAAGCUAAAGGAACUCUUAGUGAAGACACCAUCCGAGUGUUCCUCCAGCAGAUUGCAGCAGCUAUGCGUAUUCUGCACAGUAAGGGAAUCAUUCAUAGGGAUCUUAAACCGCAGAAUAUUUUGUUGUCUUACGCCAGUCGUAGGAAGUCAAGUGUCAGUGGCAUACGCAUCAAAAUAGCUGACUUUGGUUUUGCUCGUUAUCUGCAUAGCAACAUGAUGGCUGCAACGUUGUGUGGUUCCCCUAUGUAUAUGGCCCCUGAAGUGAUUAUGUCUCAACACUAUGAUGCUAAAGCAGACCUGUGGAGCAUAGGAACUGUGAUUUAUCAGUGUCUUGUUGGAAAACCACCUUUUCAGGCCAAUAGUCCUCAAGAUUUGAGAAUGUUUUAUGAAAAGAACAGGAAUUUGAUUCCUAGUAUUCCUAGGGAAACAUCAGCUUAUUUGGCUGACCUGCUGCUGGGUUUGCUUCAGAGAAACCAAAAAGAUAGAAUGGAUUUUGAAGCGUUUUUCAACCACCCUUUCCUGGAUCAGAUUUCAACAAUUAAAAAGUCUUGUCCUGUACCAGUGCCCACAUAUGCAGGCUCAGUCUCUGGCAGUUCCUGUGGUAGCUCUCCUUCAUGCCGUUUUGCUUCUCCUCCACUAUUGAUGAUUGACAUGCAGCAUAUUCAGGAAGAAAAUUUGUCUUCCCCUCCAUUGGGUCCUCCUAACUAUCUUCAAGUCUCUAAAGACUCUGCCAGUACCAGUAGCAAGAACUCCUCUUGUGACACAGAUGACUUUGUUCUUGUCCCACACAACAUCUCUUCAGACCACUCAUAUGAUAUGCCAUUGGGAGCAGCUGGCAGGCGGGCUUCGAGCGAGUUCUUGAUGUGUGGAGGGCAUUGUCAGCCUUCAAUGUCCCCCCGCAGCGAAACAGUACCUAUCCCGGUUCCCACUCAGCUACGGAAUUACCAGCGCAUAGAACAGAACCUCUCCUCUACUGCCAGCCCCGUGUCAAACCCCCAUGGAUCACCAAGAUCUGGGGUUGUGAGACGCUCAAAUACUAGCCCAAUGGGCUUCAUGAAGAUGGGCUCCUGUUCUCCGGUGCCAGCUGACACUGCACAGGGUGUUGGGCGCAGGUUAUCCACAGGAUCUUCUAGACCAUAUUCUCCUUCACCACUGGUUGGAACCAUACCUGAGCAGCUUGGACAUUGUUGUUGCGGACAACUUCAAGGACAUGAGUCAAGGAGCAGAAACUUCUCAGGUUCUCCCAUACCACCAUCUCAGUCUCCACAGUCACUUUUGAUAGGCGCGAGGUUGCAGAGUGCUCCUACUCUCACAGAUAUUUACCAAAACAAGCAGAAGCUCAGAAAGCAGCAUUCGGACCCAGUAUGCCCAUCCUAUGCUGGAUAUGGCUACAGUCAUUCUCCACAACCAAGCAGGCCAGGUAGCCUGGGAACAUCACCUACCAAACAUACGGGAUCAUCACCUCGGAGUUCAGACUGGCUGUUCAAAACUCCGUUGCCAACAAUCAUCGGCUCUCCUACUAAGGCAACAGCUCCUUUCAAAAUACCUAAAACUCAAGCGUCCUCAAACUUGAUGGCCCUAGCUAAUCGCCAGGGCUCAGCAGAUACACCCUUGCAGCCUAAAGACAUCGCUGACCCGAGAGAUUUCACACACUUCCACUUGACCCAAGGAGGUGAAAAGCAGGCAGGGGAACAGCACAGUAAAACUACGUUUGGCAGGUCUGUUAGUACUGGGAAGCUAUCGGAUCAACAGGUAAAGACUACCCUUGGUGGCCAGUUAUAUCAAGGCAGUACAGACAGCCUCAAUACAGAGCGACCAAUGGAUACAGCUCCGGCAGGGGCCUAUGGAAUUGCAAUGGCACCUCCUUCCAUGGGAAGUGGGGCAAGUUCUCGGGCUGUCAUGUUUACUGUUGGGUCCCCUCCAAGCAGUGCCACCCCUCCUACCUGCACCCAUAUGGUCCUCAGAACAAGAACCACCUCAGUUGGAUCAAACAGUUCUGGAGGGUCUCUCUGCUCUACUAGUGGCCGUGUAUAUAUGGGCUCUCCUCCUGGUAUUUAUAUGGGUUCUUCUCCUCCGGGAGCCGAGGCAGCUCCGAGUCUGAAGUACAUGCCUUAUGGUACUUCGCCUCCCAGCUUAGAGGGCUUUAUCACUUUUGAAGCUCCCGAAUUGCCUGAGGAAACUUUAAUGGAGAGAGAACAUACAGAUACACUGCGUCAUCUAAACAUGAUGCUGACAUUUACAGAAUGCGUUCUGGAUCUGACAGCAGUACGAGGAGGAAACCCAGACCUGUGUACUUCUGCAGUAUCGCUGUACCAAAUCCAAGAGAGCAUAGUUGUUGAUCAGAUCAGCCAGCUGAGCAAAGAAUGGGGACAAGUAGAGCAGCUGGUGUUAUAUAUGAAAGCCGCCCAGUUACUAGCAUCUUCGCUGCAUCUUGCCAAAGCACAGGUCAAAUCGGGGAAACUGAACCCAUCCACCGCUGUUAAGCAAGUUGUGAAAAGCCUCAACGAGAGAUACAAGUUCUGUAUUGGCAUGUGCAAGAAAUUGACGGAAAAGUUGAAUCGUUUCUUUUCGGACAAGCAAAGGUUCAUUGAUGAAAUCAACAGUGUGACUGCAGAGAAACUCAUCUACAGCUGUGCUGUGGAAAUGGUUCAGUCAGCAGCUCUGGAUGAGAUGUUUCAGCAAACGGAAGAUAUUACAUAUCGAUACCACAAAGCAGCCUUGCUGCUGGAAGGACUGUCUAAAAUACUGCAAGACCCUGCAGAUAUAGAAAAUGUACACAAGUAUAAAUCUAGCAUUGAGCGAAGGCUUUCCGCACUUUGCUAUAGCACAGUGGCUGUGUAUGAGCAGUAGGAAUAUCCCAAGGACCAGAUGGUGUGAACAUAAGGGACCACAUCAGUGAUACUGCACUUUUUUCACUACAGCUUAAUUGUUGUCCUUGUUCUGCCCCACGUGGAAGAUGAUUCUUACAUUUCUGUGGUGACUACCAAAGAAAUAGCAGCAUAUUCAAAGAGGAGAAAUUCCAAAAGUACACUUGCCUUACUGAUCCAGCAGCUUCUUUUUCUUCCUAGCAACAGAAUUUAAAAGAAUCUCUCUUCACACUUCAAACUGAUCCUUGUACGUGUGCUUUGACUUGAAUGAUCAGGGUUUUUUGUUUUCCUCAUGAGGCUUAUAGAGAGUGGAUCCUUCUGCAUCAGGUACAAAAAGACAUUUCCCUCAGAAGAUACCCUCAAAAGUUUAUGAAAAAUAUUUUUAAGUUGUCAGUAAAAUGUGGCGGAGUGAAUUUGGGAAACCCUAACCAUGUGGAAGUGCUGUUCGAAGCUUUCAGGGCUAAGCUGGCUUGUAUCGGAGCUCCCAUGUUGUAGACAUGGCUCAGCUUGUCGUAUGAAGGGAUGGCGAGAAAGCACACUUUACACGCGGGAAACGGUAAUGGAAGAAAUUGCACUCCAUCUGUGCAAAAUCCCCAGUGGGUU
Molecule: messenger RNA, 3671 nt
Organism: Opisthocomus hoazin
Lineage: Eukaryota; Metazoa; Chordata; Aves; Opisthocomiformes; Opisthocomidae
Source: RefSeq, a predicted model, not a curated record